Messenger RNA from Harpia harpyja (harpy eagle), 1440 nucleotides. Its product is annotated as axoneme-associated protein mst101(2)-like. The record is from RefSeq and is a predicted model, not a curated record. Lineage: Eukaryota; Metazoa; Chordata; Aves; Accipitriformes; Accipitridae. Bases 1 to 1419 code for a protein of 472 amino acids. The transcript has 10 exons.
AUGCCAACAGUGAAAGCAGACCUGACAGGACAUGUGAAGGCCACCCCAGAGAAGGGCUGGGGAAAAGGUGAUGGCAGUGGAAAGAAAGAGGACCUUGCCGAGCAGCGCCUCCUUCGUCGAGCAAGGCUUUCUCCAAAGCGGUUACCUGCAGCGACUGUAAAGUCAGAGCAGGGUCAGAAAGCUGAGGGGAGGGAGCCUCGCGCCAGGCAGCUACCGGCCAUCCAGGGGAGCUCCUUGAAGGAAAAGGAGGAGAAAGAGAAACAGAAACUAAUUCCUCUGGUCGAACCCCGAACAGUAGACUUCAUUGCCAGAGCUAUUGAGAGGAGAGAAAAGAAUAAACACUUGAAGAGGAAGGAGAAGCUUCCAGAACACAUCCAGAAAUACUUGGAUAAAGAGGAAAAGGAGAAAACAGAGCUGGCGGAGGAGGAAAAAAGUAAACUGCAAACCCGGCCAGUGACCAAAAAGAAGGCUAAGAGCGAAAAGGAGACGGUGAAAGCGAAAGCUAAGAGAGAAAAGGAGACACAGAGGAGCCAGGAAUCCAGUACCGCUGAGCAAGCACCAGUCAGCCCCUCAACUAGCACGGAGACGGGGGACUCCAGCCCCGACCUCCUGGAGACGAUGAUGGAGGAGUGGGAAGAGGCCAGAGGAGAGCCACCCACAGUCUGCGAGGACGACACUGUCCCCCCUAAGCGGAGCCUUUCCCCACGGACACGCCAGGCCCUGCGGCAGGUGGUGACGUGCAUCCUGGGGCAGGUCACCCGCAAGCGCAGGGGGCAGAGGGAUGACCAGACGGAUCUGCAGGACAAGCUCAAGUGCGAGCUGGCAGUGCUGCAGUGGCGUCGGUUGGGGCAAGAGGCAUGCAGCAGCCCACAGCUGCGGGAAGCUGGACCCCAACCUGCACCCCCUGCUAGGGCAGGGAAGAGGAGGGCAGGACCGGCGCAGCCCCGCGUGUGCACGGAGGAGGAAGGACGCAAGCUCUGGGACUCCUUGCGCAAGAAGUGCCAGCAGAAGGCAAGGGCAAAAGUGGCACCCCCGAAGGCUUGGAAAGACAAGCGAGAGCCAUGGGAGGCCCAGGUGCUGCAGGCGGUGAAAAACAAUGAGGAAAAGAGUAUUCCUGUCCUGCGGGGAGCCAAGGGCUCCUGCGUUCGUGGCACUCCAGAGUGGUGGGGAGAGGGCAGAAAAGGGCCAUCCGCGGGGGAUGAGGAGAGCCCAGAGGACAAGCUGAGUCUCUGCCUUUUGGAGUCCUCACCUCUGAAAAGCCCUGCGGAGCAGAUCUGGUCCACGUCGGCGAGUGCCAGGAGAGCCUCUCGGGCACAGAGGCUCCCGAGAGAGAUGUCCAGCAAGAGCCUCCUCCAGCAUGACGAGCGCCAGUGCCGGCCAGCCAGGCUGUUAACACCAAUGCUUCCGUCUGUUCAGUAAAGCCCCAUCUGCAAACCACUG